CCGAUCUCCUUUGAAGACGCAGGCGAAGCCUCUCCGAUCCGCAGCAAACAUGACCUUGUUUGAUGGCAUCUACCCCUUCUACCCCCAACCCAUGAAGCCCUUCGUCUUCGACGUGGACCUGAUUAUUGUCAUCAUCGUCUUUCUGGUGAUCGCCUUCAGCUUCUUGCUGAUCCUGCCUGGAAUUCGAGGCAGAGCGAGGCUAUAUUGGCUUAUUCGGGUCAUCUCCAGCCUCUUUAUUGGAGGAGUGAUUGUCGCGGUCCACUUCUCCUCUGACUGGGAGACCGGGACGGUGGCAGCCAACACCUCCUACAAAUCCUUCAGCUCCGCCAUGAUCCACGCAGACAUUGGGCUGCAUGUGGGCUUGUCCGGAGUCAACAUCACCCUGGUUGGAAAACCCGUGGACCAGCUCAACGAAACCAUCAAUUAUAACGAAGAGUUCUCCUGGAGGUUUGGGACCAACUAUGACAAAGAGUUUGAAGAGGGGCUGAAACGGGGAUUACCCAGCCCCAUCCUUUACGUGGCAGAGAAGUUUACCGACCACAGCCCUUGUGGCUUGAACAGUGUCUACCGCAUGGCGGGCCACUAUGCAUCUGCAACCCUGUGGGUGGCCUUCUGUGCGUGGCUGGUCUCCAACAUGCUCUUCUCCAUGCCGGUCCCGGUUUAUGGCGGCUUCAUGCUUCUUGUCACGGGGGCCUUCCUCAUCUUCGCACUCCUGUCCUUCUCCACGGGGAGGAGUGUCUGGUGUGCCAUCCAGUUUGGCUUGGCAUCCCUAAAGCUGGCCUAUGGGGCAUCUUUCUGGCUCACUUUGGCCACAGGGCUCUUCUGCUUCCUUGUCGGCAUAGUGGUGAUCGCCUUCCACUUUAUUAAGCCGGACCUUCUGAAAGCAUUCUUUGACCUGGCUGAGGAUGAAGAGGACGAUGAAGGCAUAUUGGGCGAGGUUUACAUCAACCCCUACCUCCACCAGACCCAGACACUUUCUUCUCAGCCUGAUUUCAAACUGACCAUCAAGAACAGCUAAAGCCCAACUUGACCUGGGACUGGCUUGAAGUGGUCUUUCAAAAGGGACAUGGACGGUGGGAUGUCCUGACCAAGCCACUGAGAAGUAAUGUUGCACUCUUAUGAACUGACUUCAGACGUGGCCUUUGGGGGUCAUCACAGGCUUUGGUAGGCCAACCUCAUGAACGCAUUGUUUGGGUCUGAAGAACAAUCAUGAAAUGCUUCUCUUGAAGGAUCUGGUGCCAAGGCCAGCCAACCCAGGAAAGGGGUGGUGUCAGUAAGAGAGAUGGUCCUAAUAUUAGCAUGAGGGGAGUAUGCACAGCAGAUCCCAUUGGGAUACCACUGAGGACCUCUCCUAUCAGUAGACAGAGUGAGGCAAAUGCUUUGAGCAGUUGAUACUGGAAGAGGAAGGAGUAAAACAUGGAUGUCAUGUACGGUGUGCAGCCUGCCCUUGGCUUGGUGCACUUAGAAGCCCUGGAAGAUGCUGUCCUAUCACAACAGACUCUCAUCCAAUCACCAAGGAGUUUCUGUAGCUGGAGGAGAUGUCCUUUGUAUCACACAGUAAACUACUUGGGCUGGUCCUGUUGGAUGGAGAUCCUUCCUCAUGUCAUGGACCCAAGAUGUUUGCCAACUGAAUAUUUAUUUUAUUUGACUUAGGCACGGCCUGACUCCAGCUGACUCUGAGCAGCUUUGGAACAUACAACCAACACAUCCAUAAGCAAUAAAAAAAAAACCACUCCAUUUUGUGGUUCUACAAGGAUGCAAUCAGUCUCCCCAAAUAAAGGACAUGAGGAGGCUAGAGUCACACUAAGAGAGAGAGCAGAAAUGUUUAACGGAAGGUAGCUAUUUCUUCUCUACGAAGCUAUCUCCAGCCAAAGGUCUUUGCCAACUGGCUUCACAUGGUUUGAAGGCACAUAGAUGUAGAAAAGAAAAGAGAAUCUUGGCUAAAUAAAACAAAGCAAAACAAGUCAUACCUGUAUAUCUGCAGAUCACCCUAACCUAGAUUUGAGGUUUUUCUUUUUGGUAUAUGGCUUAGCAGAUGGAGUGGGGGCAACAUGCAUGUGGGGAGGGAAGUCCCUCCCCUUUCCUUAGGGGCUAAGCAUUCUGGCCACAAAUAGAUCUGGAGUUGAGGGCUGGGCAAAUAUUAAUCAUGAAGCAUUAGCAAAACGUACCUUUGGAGGAAUGUUGACCACGAUCCCUGUUUUGCUCUGUUCAAGUCCGUGUAGGUGCCUCCAAGCAUUAUGGCCUGGCUCCUAGUGAGAAGUGGGCCUUUCAAGCUACUUAUGGGCUAACUACAUACCUCCCUGGCUGUUGUAGCUAUUCUUGUAUACUUCUGGGCUGAGCGCAGCCCUGCUAGGGAGCACUUAGGAAGCAGUAAAGGUGCCUUAGCAAAUUUCUUCAGUGACCUGAUUGUAACUCUUGUUGCAUUUUUUGCCAACAGAAUAGUACUGUAGAUGUAUUAUUUAUUAAUAAAAUUCUGGAAAUGA
Molecule: messenger RNA, 2483 nt
Organism: Crotalus tigris (Tiger rattlesnake)
Lineage: Eukaryota; Metazoa; Chordata; Lepidosauria; Squamata; Viperidae
Product: dual oxidase maturation factor 2-like
Exons: 7
Coding region: 50-1018 (322 amino acids)
Biological process (GO): protein transport
Cellular component (GO): endoplasmic reticulum membrane
Source: RefSeq, a predicted model, not a curated record